This is a messenger RNA of Salvia splendens (bonfire salvia), 1847 nucleotides long. Its product is annotated as wall-associated receptor kinase-like 9. Gene Ontology annotation, biological process: cell surface receptor signaling pathway; protein phosphorylation. The record is from RefSeq and is a predicted model, not a curated record. Gene Ontology annotation, cellular component: plasma membrane. Lineage: Eukaryota; Viridiplantae; Streptophyta; Magnoliopsida; Lamiales; Lamiaceae. Bases 3 to 1418 code for a protein of 471 amino acids. Gene Ontology annotation, molecular function: ATP binding; calcium ion binding; protein serine/threonine kinase activity. The transcript has a single exon.
UGAUGAGUGGGGUUGUGUGUGAGAAUCGGAGCGUGGAUGCACAUACAUUCGAUGAUAAUGAGUAUAGAUUCAACAUGAGCAGGUGUCGCUGUCGACAGGGGUUUCGGGGGAAUCCAUAUUUGUCAUGUGUUGACAUCGACGAAUGCAGUAGCUCCAGCUUGAACAAUAUCUGUGGAAUUGGAAGUGAUUGUUUCAACACACAAGGGAGUUUCUACUGCAAGAAUCGAAGCAGAGACAGCCGCAUCAAGUCUGUAAUCAUUGGCAUCAGCAGCGCCGGAGGAGUCUUAAUGUUGUUAUGUGGAUUCUGGUUAUUGUUCAAACUGAUCAGGAUCAAGAUCAGAACUAACCGGAGAAGGAGAUACUUCAAGAACAACGGAGGGUUGUUGCUGGAGCAGCGCCUCUCUUUAUCCGGCGCCACGGAGAGAAUCAAAUUCUUCGACCCCACAGAGCUGGCGCGCGCGACCGACGGGUACGACGAAGAUCGAAUACUAGGUCGUGGUGGGCAGGGCACGGUCUACAAAGGGAUGCUUCGCGACGGGAGGAUUGUGGCGGUGAAGAAGGCGAAGAGGGUUGGAGAUGUUGAAGAAUUCGUGAAUGAGGUGGUGAUAAUGUCGCAGAUCAAUCACAGGAAUGUGGUGGCCUUGGUAGGGUGUUGUCUCGAGACAGAGGCUCCGGUCCUCGUCUACGAGUUUGUCCCGAACGGGACCCUGUCCCAGCAUAUCCAUGUCCGGAACAGGGAUUUUCCGUUGUCGUGGAGGAUGCGCGUCAGGAUCGCGGCUGAGGUAGCUGGAGCGCUUUCGUACUUGCAUCAUUCCGCGGCAUCACCUAUCUAUCACAGAGACGUCAAGUCGACAAACAUACUGUUGGAUGGUAAGUACCAAGCCAAGGUUUCGGAUUUUGGGAUAUCGAGGUCAGUGGGAGUGGACCAAACUCAUCUCACCACGAGGGUGUUUGGGACUUUUGGGUACUUGGACCCGCAGUACUUCUGGUCGAGUCAAUUCACAGAAAAGAGCGAUGUUUAUAGCUUUGGGGUGGUGGUUGUUGAGAUUCUAACUGGGGAGAAAGCUGUUUCGGCUGCUGGAGUGGAAUCAGGGAGGAAUCUAGCUGCGGAUUUCUUGGAUUCGAUGGAGGGGGAUCGUUUGGUCGAUAUUCUUGAUCCGGAGGUUUUGGAAGGAAGGGCGGACGAGGUUGUAAUUAUGGCGGAUCUUGCUCGGAGAUGUCUGAAUCCAAUUGGUAAGAAAAGGCCAACGAUGAAGGAAGUAGCAACGGAAUUGGAAGGAAUUAGAGUAAGGGAAGAGGCCUCAGUUUUGGCAUCUUAUCAUGAGGAAUCUGAUUUCCAAUCCAUUGAUUUUGGAGAGGAAUGUGUUUUAUCAGACAGCAGCAGUAGUUUGAUUGGCAUUAAUCCAAAGUCAUCCUAAUCCUAAUGCAAUGUCGGAUCCAGGAAAUAGAAGUCACAACAAAAAAGGUUGUCAACAGCCUCCAAACACAAAUUCGGUGCAGUGGUUAUUGCUUAAAAAGGAUGGUGGAUGAAGAAACAGAGUGAAGCGGGCGGAGCUACCUGAUCAUCGGCAACUCCAAUGAUCGAAUUUAAAUGUGGUGGUUUAUCCACAGACUCCGCUCGAAUAAAGGCCUAUUGUGAAGGAAGUAUUCCAUUCUAAUAAGAUUUAUGAUUACUCAUAUAAGUUUUGGAUAAUACCAUUGCAGUCUUUGUCUUUUUUUUUUCGUUGCACAAAAAUGUACUCCGAGUGUAUGUACAUUGUAUUUUUGUAUCAUCCACGUACAUUGAUUGUAUUGACUAUAGAUAAAAGAAAGCAACAAUCCAUAUAUUGUAAAGGCAAAAUAUAAAA